Molecule: messenger RNA, 2775 nt
Organism: Morchella importuna
Lineage: Eukaryota; Fungi; Ascomycota; Pezizomycetes; Pezizales; Morchellaceae
Exons: 16
Coding region: 1-2775 (924 amino acids)
Source: RefSeq, a predicted model, not a curated record
AUGGGUUCUAAUGUACUUUACUUGCUGGAUUUUUUACUGGGUCUGGAAUUAGAAAGAUUUCUAGUUGCGCUCUAUAUUCUAGCCAUGGCUGACGACCCUAGUAUAGUUGUCACGAUCCGCACGGUUUUUGAGUAUGGCCCUAUUGCUGUAGACAGUCUCAUCAAUGCCUACAAGCAAGAGAGUUAUGCGAACUAUGUUGAGUGCAAAUUCAACCCUAUAAAUCACACGUUCGUUCUAGAAGGGGAUAGGAGUCAUGCUGAAGUUGCAUUUACGAAUUUCAUGGAGUUGAUCCGCAAAGCCAUCGAUACAGAGACAUCGAAACGCCGUACACCAAAGGAAUAUGCGCCCAUCCACCGUUCUAGGCUCACGAAGCUUAAUACACCAGCUGUUGAAUGGUCAGAAAGAGAAGAUGAACCCAGAGAUUCUUAUAAGAAGCAAAAUGACAUCGUUUCUUCGAGAGAUCCAAGAUAUACCAUACAAAACCCCUCUACGUUAGCGGAUAUGACUGGCAACUAUCCAUGCAUCGAAUAUUGGGAACCAAGGAUUACAGCGGCGGAUUUUAGUUUGAUGUUACAUCUCCAUGAUGGACAUAGUCUCACGAAUGAAAUUGCAAAGGUGUGCUAUUGCGCUGUUUUCCCAGACUGGGAAAAGAGGAAUGUCAAGAUUGGCGCCAACAGUCGCCCGACAAUCGAGAAAGUCCUCAAGAAACUCAGAAAAAUUGAAGAACUCUUCAAACGCGGAUUUGAGCCAAUCUCUGUAAUUUUGGUUCAUCCCGAGGAAAAGAGGAAGUUUGAAUUCAAGCUAGUCCCAUUAUCGAAGCAGAGUGAGCUGCAAAGGACGACACUGUUUUAUGACAAGUCUAAAUGGCAAACAUAUGGCGCUGAUAAGAUGUUCCUUAUUCGACUUCUGGAAUACGAUCCUGACUUGGAUCGGUUUUUCCCAUGUGAUGUUGCAAUAGCACCCAUUUGGGCAGCAUUCACACGAUCUGCAUCUGCACCACGUGAUUGGGCGGAGUAUAUAUUUGAUGGCUGGGGUAGUCAGGAUAUGAACCCGACCAAUGUGUCUAAGAGGCUAGUCUCUAAGAAAGUACCGGAAAGCCCUGACCUCUCAGGUCUCAACCCCGAAGAUCUUGUAGGCCAAUACAAUACUCCUGGAGGUGCAGCAGCACAGACUAUUACCAAAGACGUGCCUGCCCCUAAACCUGCACGUCAAACACAGCCUAGGGUCGGUGGUGGGUUUGAACUUGGUGAUCGACCAGAAAGUGUAGACUUGGACGAAAGGGCAUCGAAACGCUCCAUGACCGGUGCCAUACGUGUUCCUAGAGUGAGAGCCGGUAAAGAAGCGCUCCUCGAAGAACAUGAAAGCCCGAAAGAAGAGGGAAGAAAAGCUAGUGUGAUAUCUAGCGGAUAUAAAGAACUUGCUGCUUUCGAUCGUACUGUCGAAGCUGAGGACGAGGGCGAGGGCGACACCUCGCUGAAAACUCAUAGCGUUAUAUCUAACGCUUUCAGUCUUCCAGAGAGGCAUCUUGGAACUGGUAUUGGGAGGGCGGUUAAUAUACAUGGUUCCUUUGUAGAAAGGGAACAAAUAGGCGCUGUUGCUUCAAGGACAGUCAGACAACCAAGAACGAGGAAGCCAAAAACAAACACCGAAGCUUCUGAUAAGGAAGGUGUCUCAGAGGCAGAUACUCGAGAAAUUCGGAGCACUAUGAGACAGAAGGCGCCUAGCCACAGAGGCUUAUUUGACGGGCAAGAUCAAAGCAAAAAGCUCAAACAAUCAAACAGCUUAAAAUUCUAUGAUACAAUUAGCAAGAGCUUUGACCAUAUUCGUAGUUGGCGGGGCCACGUUACUUUCGAAGCUUCAUUAGGACGUAUCAUUUUAGCCGAUGUUCCCAAGUCACUCUCCAGGGGCAGUAUUGACUGGACUGAGUGGUGGCAAUCGUUAACGAAAGCCCCGGAGAUAAAAACGAUAUUUACUGAUUUAAUCACCACCGAAUUUUUCGACAUGGAGUUUAUCUCCGACUUAAAAAUGAGCAAGGCCGAAAUGCUCUUUUCUCCGGACCAUAUCAAAAAGACGGUUACCUACGAGUUUCAUUGUAAAUAUAAGGGGAAAAACUAUAUCAUGGAGGUUAAUGCCAGAACUUUUGAGGCGACCAUCUACGGCGACCAACAAGCAUUUGGUAGUGUUUACUGGGCCCAUCCUCUUAGGUCAUGGGAUGCCAGAUUUGCUCUCGUUGGGAGAAAGAUCAUUGAUAAUGAAACGCCCGUCUUCAAGAAUCUUUUCGAAAGUCUCUGGAUUCCAGGUGAUUCUGAUAUUCCAAACGUCAGUUUUCUUGUGAGGGGCAAAGACUUUUCUGUCGACAGAGUUAUCGUCAAGCGGGAAACUCGGCGCCCGUGCAUUAGUAAAAAGGUCACAGAAGGACAAGAUAUCGACCUUGUUUGCAAAGAAGUAAUGGAGAUGAUCAUCAGGCGUAGCAAGCGAGUACCCGAGCAAUAUAAGGCCGUCGCUCAUGACAGGUUGCACAUGGUGUAUUCUGGCAUGCUUCAUUAUUCGUUCGCUCUGAUUCCAACCAGGAUUGAAAGGGCCCUGCAACAAAACACAAACCUCGAGAUUGGUGAAGAGGUUUUGUGGACAACAGGCGAUCUCAUCGGUAGAUAUAACGAGGGUGAGAGCAAUAUUUUUAGAAGUCUAGAGUCGCUUGUCUUCACAAUGCUAAAAAAGACUGAUGAUAUCGGGUUUAACAAUAACAAUGGGCCGGAUGAGAUGGAAUUCGCGUAA